AUGUUCAUACGGCUGGCCCGGCUCCCCAUCAGGCUCUGGAAGCGAUCGUCCAGAAUUGCCUUACGAUUCAAUUCAUCCACGGCUAAGACGCCAGAAACCAAGUCGAACAAACUAGAGCUAUCGCCAAUUACAUCUGUUACUGAUGGCCUCAAAAAGUACGUCAGGUGGUAUCCGUACGACACUGUCACCUACUCCACGAUACAAUCGUUCUUGGGGUUACGCAGAAAUACAACAAAAUCAGAGAAGAUUCUUGUGGGACUUCUAUAUGAGUCGGACGAAGUUCGCAAAACUUCUCGUGUCAUAGAAUCACUUUUGGCAGACCCAUUGUCUUCCAAUAAUGAGGAGUGGUUUAGACCUUUGGCAAAUCGUUCGAGAGAAAAGAACAAUUUGAUUCAUAUCCAGGAUCCUGAUCCAAGCGAGUUCAUCCUUCCGGGAGCCUUCGAGCGCACAGUAACGAAAUAUAACGUGCCCUCUCCAAUGUUGAUUCCGGAGCUCAGACGAACAUAUCCAGAAGUGUUCGAACCUCUGAGUACCACACCUAACAGUUUGGCUCUUCUAGAGAUCAAUAGGGAAAGCGAUGUCCAUAAGCUCACUGACAAUUGCCAAUUCUUCAUUUAUGUCACCAGUGAAUUCUCUACGCUCAUGGAUAAUCUUCCUCGCCAUGUUCAGAAGAAGAUAAUGCUUACUAUCAUCGACAACACCGAGUUCACACCACAUUCUGCCGAACUGACGCCGGUAACAUUCGAACGGUCAAAUUCUGUAACUCACCACUCGAUCAAAAUCAAUUCCAAAACGGCUUUUGCGGGCAUUGAGUUGUUCCUCAAAGAAGACACCAAAGCAGCAUCAGAGUACUUUAAUGCAUUACAAGAAAGCAACAUUAUUGAAGCCGGCAAAUUCCUACUGUGGUAUUUGCGUACCGAAAACUUGACCUCGUGGAUGUUCCAUGUCAUUUGUACUGAGAUCGCGAGGAACAGUUUGUCAGAAACAAGAAUUACUCAAAUCUACGACGAUCUCAAGUUAAACAGUUUGGUUGAGUGCAGCGCAUCUAUGCAUGAGGAGCUUCAAAGGACAUUGAUACCCAAAACAAAUGAGUUUUUUGAUAAGAAGCUCAGGUGGUACAUGUUGUAUUGGAGGAACGACAAUGUGGAGUACUGGCUCAAAGACUUCUUUCAGGCAAACUUUAUGCCCAAAAGUAUAGAGAGCUACAACUAUGUUCGUGGUCAACUCACUGCUAGGCUUCAAGAACAAAAGUUUGCAGCAUACUCUGAUAAGACUGGCGUUUUGAAUCCAUUGAAAGCAUUCAAGAGGACGCUAGUAAACGAGCGUAUUGCCAACGAAAUUCAGCCAGUGGUAUACAGCUGCCUCGCCUUAGGUUUCAUAUACUACCAGCUUCCCUUGACAGUCUUGUCAAUUUUGGGAUACUUAUUUGUUGGUCUUCAAGCCAACACAGCUUUUGCAAUUGGCUUAUUGGGAUGGGUUUUAGGGUUCAAUCAUGUUUCCCGUGAAUGGGAUAACUUCACGAAAAAUUGGAGGAAGAAUUUCUUCGAAGAGGUCAGAAUCGUUAUCAGUAAAGGAUGUGUCGAUGACGGCUUAUUGAAGGAAUUGGACUCUAGGUAUGAAGAGAGUCGGAUGUUGGCGAUGAUAAAGCAACAGGUUCUCGAUUCUCUCCAGAAAUAUAAAUAG
Messenger RNA from Candidozyma pseudohaemuli, 1683 nucleotides. RefSeq lists its product as uncharacterized. The record is from RefSeq and is a predicted model, not a curated record. Lineage: Eukaryota; Fungi; Ascomycota; Pichiomycetes; Serinales; Metschnikowiaceae. Bases 1 to 1683 code for a protein of 560 amino acids. The transcript has a single exon.